Molecule: messenger RNA, 919 nt
Organism: Oncorhynchus gorbuscha (pink salmon)
Lineage: Eukaryota; Metazoa; Chordata; Actinopteri; Salmoniformes; Salmonidae
Product: pollen-specific leucine-rich repeat extensin-like protein 1
Exons: 4
Coding region: 172-915 (247 amino acids)
Source: RefSeq, a predicted model, not a curated record
GUCCUGUAUCUCUCUCCCUCCCAGACUAAGUCAGGUCCUGUAUCUCUCCCCACCCAGACUAAGGCAGGUCCUGUACUGGUGGUAGAAGGAGAGGACAACGCCAGGACCAACCCCUGCUGUUAUAACUGUUCUCUCAGGGGCCAUUUUGGAUUUGACUGCUCAGUGAGGAGGAUGUUUGGGUGUUUCCCUCCCAACUCUCCCUUCAUCAACCAAUAUGACUCUCGCCUCUCCAUCCGCAACCGAGAUUACCGAGCUCAGCUCAGAGUUCAAGAGUUGAAGGAUGCAGGCCUGUUUCCGUGUCAGGUCUCACCAGACGGUGACGCCCAGGACGAUCCGUCGGGCAAACGCCAGAGAACCGACUCUAACCCGAGCUACAGGCCGUACCAGAACUACCCCCCUAAACCCUACCAUAGUGCUACUCCUAGCCGUACCCACAUCAGGUUCAGCGGUGGCCAGGAGAAACCCUGGACUCCUAAACGCAAACUAAAGGAGAGCAGAGAGGGGAAGUGUUUCACUCCAGCUUCAGCCACGCCCAAAUCCAACAUGGCUGACAGGAACCAGCCGGGGAGUCAGGAAGGGCAGAAGAAGAAAAAACGGAAAACGGCCAAAAACAAAAUGGCCGCUGCCGCAGACGAGUCUCUUGACUUCCCCCGAGGACAAGGCCCCUCCUCCAAGAGGAAGAAGAAGGGGCCCAAGGGCCCUCCCCCCUCGGCCGGAGCUCCUCCUACCUUCCAUCCCAAGGGCCCCGCCUCCCACACCCCCGACCGUCUGUUUGGGGCUGCGACGAAGGGAGCGAGUAAGAAGAAGAAGAAGAAGAGAGAGAACGGGAGAGACAGGAAGGCUGCUAAGGAGGAGAAUUUGUUCCCCACGGACGAAAACCUGUUCCUCAUCAAACAGAGGAAACCUAGGAGAUAGGGGG